Danio rerio (zebrafish) is the source of this 3613-nucleotide messenger RNA. NCBI's taxonomy places the organism in Eukaryota, Metazoa, Chordata, Actinopteri, Cypriniformes, Danionidae. The record is from RefSeq and is a predicted model, not a curated record.
AGCAGUGUGUGUGCGUGUGUCUGUGUGAGCACCGCAGAGCAGACGCACAGAGAGGCCGCUUGUCAGGUCUGGACGCCCGGCGGCUGCGGCUCGGGGCGGGGAUGGAUCCGGGAUCCGCCGGUGGGACCUUCAUGUCCCUGAGCGACACCGAGCAGAGAUGUUACUCCGGGCUGUACGCGCUCUGUCAGCCCGACAGCAGCGGCAUACCGGCGGCGGGGAAAGUGGCGGAGCUGUUCCGGGCGUCGCAGCUGCCGGCCGAGACGCUGCACCAGGUGAUGGAGGUCUGCGGUGCGAAGCGGCUUGGCUUCUUCGGCUGUGGUCAGUUUUAUGCGGCUCUGAAGCUGUUGGCUGCGGCUCAGGCUGGUCUGCCGGUGCGUCUGGAGAGCAUUGCAGGCGAACUUCCUCUUCCUGUGUUUGUUGGAAUAACAAAUGAGCUCGACACGCGUUACGCCAAUCACCUCUCGACCAAUGAGAGCCAGCCCCACACCCUGGGCUCUGUCCCAGCCUCCGCCCCUCGCCCCCCAACAGACAGAGCUGUGCUCAGACAUCCAGACACCAGCAUGGAUAAACAGGAGGCGUGGUCCCCACCAAGGUCUCCACCUAGCAUCUCUCCGCCCCGCUCACCAUCAGCCUAUCGCAGCUUGACAUACAGUGCACAGAGAAACGGAACAGACACGUUAUUGGCGUAUGAUGGUAAAAUGCCGGGUCGUCCCAGUGUUCCUCAGGAAAAUGCUUCUCCAGGCCAUUAUUCUUUCAAACUGCAGCCGGAGCAGCCUUCCAUCACACGCGUUGCAUCAGUGGAACGGCUGGUGGAGCGAGUGGAGGUGGAUUACUCAGACGACCCCUGGAGGAUCACAGAGGAACAGCGGGAAUAUUACACUAACCAGUUCAGGAGUCUCCAGCCCGACCUCAAUGCUCUCAUCAUGGGAGCUGUUGCAAAAAACUUCUUCACCAAGUCCAAGCUUCCGAUUCCAGAGUUAUCUCAUAUAUGGGAGCUGAGCGACGUUGACAAAGACGGCGCUCUCACUUUCCCAGAGUUCUGCACUGCCUUCCAUCUCAUCGUGGCACGGAAAAAUGGCUACCUUCUUCCUGAAACUCUUCCCGCUUCACUGAGACCAGGCUUUCAGGAACCGGUGGUUACAGCAGCACCAUCUGAGGCGACUCAACCUCUCAUCGUCUUUGAUGAUAAUAUGAUGCCUGGAGCAAAUCAGCUGGAAAUGGGCUCAGUUGACCUGCAGGUGACCUCUAGACCUGGUGUGACCACUAAACAGGACACCAGAGAUGAAAGCAGGAAACCGGAGAUCAGCCCAAAGAGAGUUCCAGAGCCGCAUGAAAAGCCAAUGCAGCGAGUCAGCGCUUUAAAACCAGAUUCCCCACAAGAGCUUGAUGCAAAUAUGAAGUCGAGAACACGACCCAGGUCGUAUUCCAGCACGUCUAUUGAUGAUGCGAUGAAGAAGGUUGAGGAGCCGCCGACGCCUCCUCCUCGACCCCAGAAAAGUCACUCACGCGCCUCCUCACUCGACCUCAACAAGCUCCUCCAGCAAGGCACACCAGGUGCUAAAAGUGGCUGGUUGCCUCCUCCUCCAGCUCUCCCUCCACGACCACCAGCAACACAGAUCUUCAGCUUCCUUCCCGGCUCUGAGAAAAGUUCCCAGAAGGCCGUUCAGCAGCCAAACUUUGCAGAUUUCAGCAGGUUUAGGGAGGAGCAGGAGAGCGGUGUGAGAGCAGGUCUGAGCACAGAGGAUCUGCUGCCUCCCAAAUCAGAUUGUUCGUUGGUACACCAGGGCCACGCCCCUCAGAAGCCAAUGCGGAGAAAACUCCACCCAGAAAGUCAGAGUGCCACGCCCCCAUUGACCACGCCCUACUCUGCUGCCACACUCACCAAACCUACACAGAGGCCUCCACCCAAACAGAAGAGAGAGAUCCAGAUGGCCAUCAGGAAGAACCGAGAAACCAACGCAGUCCUGACGCGCCUCAACAGUGAGCUACAGCAACAGCUAAAGGUUGUUCACGGCGAGCGGCUCACUCUGGAGACCCAGCUGGAGUCCAUGCGGCCUGUGGCGUCAACCUGAUCAGCACACACAAAACACACACACAUACUUGUAUAUAUGGUUUACGAGGACUCUCCUUAAGUGUAUUGUAUUUUAUCAUUUAAAAAUUGCUUACAAAGUGUCCUAACUACAUGCGAUGCAACAAAAUUCCAGCGACAAGCCAAACUACCAAACACGUCACGACAGACAAAUUCAAAUACAGAGCCAUUCAGAAUCCCAGAGUAGAGCACUGCACUUCCAGCCAAAUGGUAGGGUUAUAAUCGAAUGAAUGCAUAUUAAGUUAGGAAUAAAGAACAUUCAGGAGGUUGAUAUAGCAGAAUAAAGCUUGACAGGUUUUUAAGAAGAUUGAAGGGCUUUCUUCUGCAAAAACAACCAUCCCUAAUGUAUUUAUUUCACGCUUAUUAAAUGGCUACUUGCAACAAAUUUAGACACAAAACAUUGUUCUCAGCUGCGAUAGUUAAUCGGUAAUAUUCUUUAAUUAAAUGCAAAUUAAAAGAGCUGAAAUGCUAACUUGGCCAUUAUUCAGUCACAAGUCGAUGUCAAACAGUAAAAAACGCAAGGCUAUCAGAAAUAAAACCAGCUAAAUGGAGCAUGCACUAACCUACAUAUUAUUCGUUUACAAGAUGGCACGUAACAGUUAAAAAUGCAAAGCUAUCAGAAAUUAAACCAGCUCAAUGGAGCAUACACUAACCUACAUAUUAUUCCUUUACAAAACGGCACCUAACAAUCAAAAAUGCAAAGCUAUCAGAGAUGAAGCCAGUUAAAUGGAGCAUACACUAACCUAAAUAUUAUUUGUUUACAAGAAGCCGCCUUACAGACAAAAAUGCAAAGCUAUCAAAAAUUAAACCAGCUAAAUGGAGCAUACACUAACCUACAUAUUAUUUGUUUACAAGAAGCCGCCUUACAGACAAAAAUGCAAAGCUAUCAAAAAUUAAACCAGCUAAAUGGAGCAUACACUAACCUACAUAUUAUUUGUUUACAAGAAGCCGCCUAACAGACAAAAAUGCAAAGCUAUCAAAAAUUAAACCAGCUAAAUGGAGCAUACACUAACCUACAUAUUAUUUGUUUACAAGAUGGCACCUAACAGUUAAAAAUGCAAACCUAUCAGAAAUUAAACCAGCUCAAUGGAGCAUACACUAACCUACAUAUUAUUCCUUUACAAAACGACACCUAACAGUCAAAAAUGCAAAGCUAUCAAAGAUGAAGCCAGUUAAAUGGAGCAUACACUAACCUACAUAUUAUUCGUUUACAAGAAGCCACCCUACAGUCAAAAAUGCAAAUCUAUCAGAAAUGAAACAAGCUAAAUGGAGCAUACACUAACCUACAUAUUAUUCAUUUACAAGAUGGCACCUAACAGUCAAAAAUUCAAAGCUAUCAGAAACAAAAUCAGCUAAAUGGAGCAUACACUAACCUACAUAUUAUUAAUUUACAAGAGGGCACCUAACAGUCAAAAAUGCAAAGCUAUCAAAGAUGAAGCCAGUUAAAUGGAGCAUACACUAACCUACAUAUUAUUCGUUUACAAGAAGCCACCCUACAGUCAAAAAUGCAAAUCUAUCAGAAAU